CGCAAGGAAGCUGCGACGCUGAGUUUCACUCUGGCUGUCUCCUCAAGAGUCGGAGCCACAGUCGGAGCUGUGCCCAGGCCGAGCCGGAGGUGAAGCCUGAGCGCGGCAGUAUCCUCCUCCUGCCCCCUCACCCCCCUCAGCCUCGGUGGCUUGGAAUUUGUGUCGCUGAGUCAGCAAGCCUUUCAGAUUCGCCCGGUUUUUGUUGUUUGCGUUUUCUAUCAAGAUGGGAACUAAAACAAGUCAUUCCUCCUAAAGAUCUGGUAUCUCCGUCAAGAAGGCACAGUUUGUGCCAGCUCUCCAGAGAUAAAAGGUCUCCUGGACGCUCUGGGCAAUGAACCUGAGACCCCAGUCCAGAGUGGUCUGAAUCAGCUGGGGAAGGCAGAGGGCAUCCUGGGGAAGAUGGCCAUGGCCCCAAGCCCAUCCCUGGCUCAGGUGUACACCAGCCCUGUGGCAGUGGCCGUGUGGGAAUGGCAGGAUGGGCUGGGCACCUGGCAUCCCUACAGUGCCACCGUCUGCAGCUACAUCGAGCAGCAGUUUAUCCAGCAGAAAGGCCAGCGCUUUGGGCUGGGGAGCCUGGCCCACAGCAUCCCCUUAGGUCAAGCUGACCCCUCGCUGGCUCCUUACAUCAUCGACCUCCCCAGUUGGACACAGUUCCGUCAGGACACUGGCACCAUGCGGGCUGUGCGGAGGCACCUGUUUCCCCAGCAUUCAGCCCCGGGCCGUGGCAUCAUCUGGGAGUGGCUGAGUGACGAUGGCUCCUGGACGGCAUAUGAAGCCAGCGUCUGUGACUAUCUGGAGCAGCAGGUGGCCAGGGGCAACCAGCUCGUGGACUUGGCUCCCCUGGGGUACAACUACACCGUCAACUAUGCCACCCACACACAGACCAACAAGACUUCCAGCUUCUGCCGGAGUGUGCGGCGCCAGGCAGGGCCCCCUUACCCGGUGACCACCGUCAUUGCUCCGCCAGGCCACACAGGAGUCGCCUGCUCUUGCCAUCAGUGCCUCAAUAGUGGUGGAACUGGCCCAGUAUCAGGCCGCUACCGCCACUCCAUGACCAACCUCCCUGCGUACCCUGUCCCCCAGCCCCCCCACAGGACCGCCAUUGUUUUUGGGGCUCACCAGGCCUUUGCUCCGUACAGCAAACCCUCACUCUCCGGGGCCAGGUCUGCGCCCAGGCUGAACACCACCAACCCCUGGGGUGGGGCCCCGCCCUCCCUGGGGAACCAGCCCCUCUACCGCUCCAGCCUCUCCCACUUGGGACCACAGCACCAGCCCCCAGGAUCGUCCAGUGCCGGUGGAGCCAGUGCCUCCCUCCCCAGCGGUCCAGCAAGCAGCCCCGGGAGCAUCCCUGCCACGGUACCCGUGCAGAUGCCGAAACCCAGCAGGGUCCAGCAAGCCCUCGCAGGCAUGACGAGUAUUCUGAUGUCAGCCAUUGGACUCCCCGUGUGUCUUAGCCGCGCACCCCAGCCCGCCAGCCCUCCCGCCUCCUGUCUGGCCUCUAAAAGUCACAGCUCAGUUAAGAGAUUGAGGAAAAUGUCCAUGAAAGGAGGGCCUCCAAAGCCAGAGCCGGAGCCAGAGCUGGUGAUAAAAAAGUAUACUGAAGAGCUAAAGACAGCCCCAGAUGAGGACUGCAUCAUCUGUAUGGAGAAGCUGUCUGUGGCAUCCGGGUACAGUGACGUGACCGACAGCAAGACCAUCGGGCCCAUGUCUGUGGGCCGCCUUGCCAAGUGCAGCCACGCCUUCCACCUGCUCUGCCUGCUGGCCAUGUACUGCACUGGGAACAAGGAUGGAAGCUUGCAGUGUCCUUCCUGCAAAACCAUCUACGGGGAGAAAACUGGGACCCAGCCCCGGGGGAAGAUGGAGGUGUUCACGUUCCAGGUGUCCCUUCCCGGUCACGAGGACUGCGGGACAAUACUCAUAGUCUACAACAUCCCCCACGGCAUUCAGGGCCCCGAACACCCCAACCCUGGAAAGCCGUUCACUGCCAGAGGGUUUCCCCGCCAGUGCUACCUUCCGGACAAUGCCCAGGGCCGCAAGGUGAAGGCCCGGCCCCCGGCCCUCUGCGUCUGGGCCCGGCUGCCUGUGUGCGGUCCUGGAGCUGCUGAAGGUGGCCUGGAAGAGGCGGCUUAUCUUCACCGUGGGGACGUCCAGCACCACGGGCGAGACGGACACAGUGGUGUGGAACGAGAUUCACCACAAGACCGAGAUGGACCGCAAUGUGACUGGCCACGGCUACCCCGACCCCAACUACCUGCAGAACGUGCUGGCCGAGCUGGCCGCCCAGGGGGUGACCGAGGACUGCCUGGAGCAGCAGUGACCCGCGGCCUGGCUGGUCCUAUCUCCACCCACCAUGCGGAGCUGCCCCUGGGAUGGGCAGGUGGGAAGGUGCCUUUCCUCAGAGGCUGGAAUGUUUGUAGGGGGCACAGGUGGGCUCCACCUGGAGUCGGGGCUUCUGCCUGCCUGUCCCCCUCCCCUCCCCUCCCGGCCCAGGUUUGCGUGAGAACAGCCGAGGCUGGGAGUUGUGCUUGUGGGGCUCAGGAUGCAGCUACCUCAGUGCUUGGACCGCUCCGUCCAUCGCGGGCUGCGUUGGGCCCUCAGUGCCGGGGGCCUGGCAGGGGGUGAGGAGAGACUGCCACACCCCCAGCCAGGGGCAGGCCUGGGUCUAGGUCAGCUUCUCAUACCUCAGAUGUUCUGUUUGCAAUAAAUGCCCUAUAGCCAAA
Molecule: messenger RNA, 2720 nt
Organism: Camelus dromedarius (Arabian camel)
Lineage: Eukaryota; Metazoa; Chordata; Mammalia; Artiodactyla; Camelidae
Gene: DTX2
Product: deltex E3 ubiquitin ligase 2
Exons: 11
Coding region: 400-2622 (740 amino acids)
Biological process (GO): protein ubiquitination; Notch signaling pathway
Cellular component (GO): nucleoplasm
Molecular function (GO): ubiquitin protein ligase activity; zinc ion binding
Source: RefSeq, a predicted model, not a curated record